AUGUCAUCGCACAAACGACAGAGAUCUUCUACACCAGCUGAAUUGUCUUUACCUGGCCAGUCACUGGGACAGGGACAGUCACAAGGCCAGCAGCACCCAGGACCACCACCACCACCUUCACCAGAAUCAAAGAAAGGCAGAGGUCGUCCACGCAAGUCCGAUAAAGGCAAAGGACCUUCUCUAUCACCAACUCUUCCCCAAAAUGAAUUAGAACCUGCAAACAACGCACCACCAAAGAAAGCAGAAGAAGACGACGAUGAUGAAAUUGAUGAUGAUUGGAUGGAGGACGAUGAGUUUGAGAGAGAGAGGCUGCAGUCGAAGAAAGCUAAAGAGGAUUUGGGAAUUCUUCUACAACACUUUUCCCCUGAACAGCUACAGCGUUAUGAGGUUUAUAGGCGUGCUGCUCUCAAUAAGAGUACCAUACGGAAGCUAUGUAACCAGACACUCAACCAAAGCGUAUCUCAAAAUGUCAGCAUCAUUGUCUCUGGUUUCUCAAAGGUCUUUGUCGGUGAGAUUGUAGAGAAGGCACGCCAAGUCCAGCAAUCUUGGGGUCAAUCAGGUCCUCUCUCAGCUGAUCAGAUACGAGAAGCUCACCGUCUGUACCAGAAAGACAAAGGCGCGCAUCGCAAGCCAUUCGUGAGGUGA
Wallemia ichthyophaga EXF-994 is the source of this 645-nucleotide messenger RNA. RefSeq names its product Transcription initiation factor TFIID subunit 11. The transcript has 4 exons. Gene Ontology annotation, cellular component: nucleus; transcription factor TFIID complex. Gene Ontology annotation, biological process: RNA polymerase II preinitiation complex assembly; transcription initiation at RNA polymerase II promoter. The coding region runs from base 1 to 645 and encodes 214 amino acids. Gene Ontology annotation, molecular function: transcription coactivator activity; protein heterodimerization activity. Lineage: Eukaryota; Fungi; Basidiomycota; Wallemiomycetes; Wallemiales; Wallemiaceae. The record is from RefSeq and is a predicted model, not a curated record.